Suillus subaureus is the source of this 828-nucleotide messenger RNA. RefSeq lists its product as uncharacterized. NCBI's taxonomy places the organism in Eukaryota, Fungi, Basidiomycota, Agaricomycetes, Boletales, Suillaceae. Gene Ontology annotation, biological process: DNA recombination; DNA integration. The coding region runs from base 1 to 828 and encodes 275 amino acids. The record is from RefSeq and is a predicted model, not a curated record. Gene Ontology annotation, molecular function: DNA binding. The transcript has 6 exons.
AUGGUCAGAACAUCUGACAAUUGCUGGAAAGUCAAUUGGAAACCCAUCCUCUCAGUCACAGUCUCACAAUACAUGGUACAGUCUAGUGAAGCAGUCACAAGUGCUCGAGCCAUGGAUGAAGUGACUAUGAAGUGCCUGUGGGAUUUUGUCUGGGCAACACCAUGCAAGGAGUAUGGACCAACAUCUUGCAAGCGAAAAGCUGAGAAUCCAGCAGAGUGGGCAGGAUUCAUGAUCCACAGUAUGCUUCUGCUACUUUAUCUGGUUUCGAUGAUCUGUCUCCUGCACUAUGACAAGGCCCUGCAGAUUACUUGGGCAGAUAUCACAUUCCAAGUCAAGGAUAAACUCAAACUGCCAUUCAGAAAAACACAUCAAUACAGAGGGAUAGCACCAUUCUACAUAUAUGCUGACGAGCAAUGUCCAUGGAUGUGCUUGGUGCAAACAUUUGCAGUCUGGUGGAUGUUAGCGAGGGAGAGGUGCAAGAAUCUUGACGGGUUCAUUUUUCAGAAGAAAAUUGGUACAGACAGUGUUAGUGUCAAUCUGACUGAUGGUAUGACUUCCAAUGCAUUCCUCAAAUGUUUCCAUAACAAGCUCCUGGAUAUUGGCGUGGACCUGCAUCCUUAUGGGACUCACUCCUUCCGACGAGGUGGAUGUCAAUUCUUAUACAAGGUAUGCAGAUGGGACAUCAGGGACAUCUGUGAUUGGGGAGGAUGGGCUGAAAACUUUGACAAUCCAGGUAUAAUAUUCAAGUACCUGCCAUCAUGGAAUAACAAUCCUUGGGAGAAGCCAAUGAAGGACCCUUGCCAUGCUUGUGGUAGAACCUGUCAUUGA